Molecule: messenger RNA, 375 nt
Organism: Aspergillus welwitschiae
Lineage: Eukaryota; Fungi; Ascomycota; Eurotiomycetes; Eurotiales; Aspergillaceae
Exons: 1
Coding region: 13-297 (94 amino acids)
Source: RefSeq, a predicted model, not a curated record
GACCGUUCCCAUAUGAAUCAACGUAUUCCUUUCCGAUUUUUUUUUUCUUUCCUUCUUCCUUUUUUUCCCCCUCUGCACUAUACAAGACAAUGUUGCUUAUCGGGAAAUUUCAACUUUAAAAAUGUGGCGAAGAAAGAGUGUCUAACAAUCAUGAAGAUAAAGCCAGACAGAUGGAAAGAAGUAGAGACAAGGGCAUACAGCGAGAGUAGAAAAGAAAAGAAAGGAAAGGGCAAGGGGAGAACUAAAAGAAAGGAGAUACUAACUGGUCGCCGUAAGCCAUCAUACCCUCAUACCUAGAUUUCAUCGAGAAUGGGAGUGAUAACUACAGUAGUAUAUUCAGUCAAAAAGCUGCCCUUCCAUGCUUUGAAUUGAACU